AUCUUCAAUUGCGGGUAACUCCACCAGACUGUAUCGCUAUAUUUCUCGCUAAACUUUCUAGAAAACGGGGAGUCUUCGAUGAGAUAUACCCGGAUCUACAUCCAUAACAGUCAAGCUCGAGAUCUCGCAAUCGCUAGCUGACGCACAUCACGACCCUAAGCCGUUCCGAGCUCGAGGAAGCAUACGUAUCGGUUGCUUGAUUAACAAUCAGAAAAGGAGGGGGAUAUUGGAACUGCAACUGUUCUUAAAGAGGUCAAUUGAAGCUUGAGAAGUCGAUAUUCAAUACAUUUCAACAUCAACUCUCAACCUCCUUCUACACACUACAUCAUCCACCCACCUCGUCCUCAUAAUCCCAUCUAUCAAAACCACCACCAUACACGCAAGAUGUCCGCAUCCAUGCGAGCAGUAGAAAUCAAAGACGGCAAGGGGCCGAUCGAAAACCUGUACAUCGCCUCGAUCCCCAAGCCGGUCCCCACCAACGCCCAAGCCCUCGUCAAAAUCAAAGCCUUCGGCCUCAACCGCAUGGAUCUCGUGCAGCGCGAGGGCGACUACCCUCUCCCGCCACAAGCACCCAAGACCCUGGGCGUCGAGUUCUCCGGCAUCAUCGAGGAGCUCGGCUCGAGCCCCGAGAAGGGGUUCCAGGUCGGCGACGAGGUGUUCGGGCUCGCGUACGGGGGCGCGUACGCGGAGUACAUCGCGGUCAGCACGCACAUGCUGGUGCACAAGCCGAAGGAGCUGAGCUGGGAGCAGUGCGCUGGUAUCCCUGAGACCUGGAUAACCGCCACCCAAGCCCUCUACCUCGUCUCGCACUUCACCCCCGGCAAGUCCAUCCUCUGGCACGCGGGCGCGUCCUCCGUCUCCAUCGCCGGAAUCCAACUCUCCGUCGCCGACGGCGCCUCCGCCGUCUACGCGACCGCGCGCUCCGACGCAAAAUGCGACUUCGCGGUCUCCACGCUCGGCGCGACGGCAGCCUUCAACGCCAAGACGUCCGACUGGGCCGCCGAGGUGCUGAAAGCGACAGACGGCAAGGGCGUCGACAUCAUCAUCGACUUCGUCGGCGGGGAGUACUUCGCGCAGAAUCUCGACGCCGUGGCGCGCGACGGGAUUAUCGUCAACUUGGGGUUCCUGGGGGGUACGAGGGUGCCUGACGGUACGGACAUUGGGGCGUUCAUACGGAAGAGGAUUACGUUCAAGGGGAGCAGUUUGAGGAGUAGGGACGAGGUGUAUCAGGGGAAGUUGAGGGAUCAGCUGGUAGAGCAUGCGCUGCCGAGGUUUGUGGACGGGCGGUUUAAGGUGCUGGUUGAUAGGGUGUUUGACUGGGAGAGGAUACAGGAGGCGCAGGGCGUGCUGGAGAGGAAUGAGACGACGGGGAAGGUUAUUUGUACGAUUUCGUAGUUAAGGUAUGAGGGUCUUGGGAGGGGGUUUGAGGGGAUUUGUAGAUAGUGGUUUGGGUGUGUUGAUG
This is a messenger RNA of Aaosphaeria arxii CBS 175.79, 1462 nucleotides long. RefSeq names its product putative quinone oxidoreductase. Gene Ontology annotation, molecular function: oxidoreductase activity. The transcript is spliced from 3 exons. Bases 385 to 1395 code for a protein of 336 amino acids. Lineage: Eukaryota; Fungi; Ascomycota; Dothideomycetes; Pleosporales. The record is from RefSeq and is a predicted model, not a curated record.